AGUAUUUCAUCAAUUAAAUUAAUUUUUUAUUUAUGCGAUAAAUAUUCCAUAAUAGGGAUAUUAUGAUAAAAGAAAUGUAUCAUUGUUAUGAUAUAGUUAAGCAAACCCUCAAGUGUAUGUGACUUUGGUUUGUAGUGAUCAAACUACCUAAUAUAGCAUGUGUUUGGUUGGAGUUUUCGGCCUUUGAUGUGGGCUUGAGAUGCUUACACAAAUCAAGUUUGUGAAAAAGUAAAACAUAGCCAUCCAUACACAAAUCUUCUAAUAUCAGGUUGGACUAGUUCCACUUUCCUGCUUUCUUCACAUACUUGUAUGUAUAAAUGAUAGCAUUAGCACUUCUCUCAUAACAGUUUGAAUAUUAGCAACAUGUAAAUCUCAAUAGUUUUGCAAAUUUUUAUGGGUGGUCAUCAAAACUUGAAAGCAUGACCAGUCGAUAUAAAUAGGACAUGCUUGUAUGUAUAAAUGACAGCAUUAGCACUUCUCUCAUAACAGUUUGAAUAUUAGCAACAUUUAAAUCUCCAUAGUUUUGCAAAUUUUUAUGGGUGGUCAUCAAAACUUGAAGGCAUGACCAAUCCAUAUAAAUAGGACAACUAAGAAUUCAAACAGUCAAUAUAUAAAAAUUCAACUCACUUGAUGGGAAAGCAACAAAGGGACCAUACCUUGUGAAGGUAAAACUUUACUUCACCAACAUUUAUGAUGACAUCCGUUGCCGAUUCAGAUGACACAUAUCUGCGCGAGUUGGACAUAAUAUGCUAAGCCGAUAAAAGGUCACUAUAAAGUUAUACAUGCAAAUAGAAUAUAUACAUGCAGAUGACAAUCUCAUGGAAAGUGAAUUGUGUGGAGAAAGACCACUCAUCAUCAUUUCAUAUACCAACAAUAGAUCAGACACUUGGAACACCCAAUAAAAUCCAACAAUAAUCAAAGUUAUGGGUUGCACAUCAAACAAGAUAAAGAAUCUUGGGUUGCAACUUGCAUUAUAACAUGUGCUCACAUAAUUAAUUGAAUUAACCACCAAUCCAGCUCUGUUUUUGAUACCUGAUAUCUCAUUAUGCAACUAGACAACGUGCACAUGCAAGAAUGAUAUUUCAUAAUCAAGUAUAAUCUUGCAGCAACAGAGAUGGAUUAGUGAUUGUCAAACCAUCCAUCCACAGGUCUAACUUUUCCUCAGGAUUAGUGAUAAUAAAUCCAAAUAUGCAUGUUGGAUUACAAUUUUAUAACUUUUUUGGAGCUAAAACCCAUAAAUGGUUUGCGGAAUUAAUGUCAUUGUAUUGAGAAGGAACUUGCUGAAAUUGAUGAUUAAAGAACUUGGGUACCCCAGAUGACUAGAGAAUUUUCAAAAGAAUCAGACAGUGCCGCCGCCCUCCAUCUGGCUGAUCUCUCUCAAACUCAUGCGGUUUGGUCGCCUCCGUCCACCAACCACGACACCACCGAAGUUGAAUCGGAAGUUUGUGCAUGUAAGCAUCGGGCUGGUUUUCAUGCUUUGCUGGCCACUGUUCAGGGAACUUCUUAAGGGACCACUCUACUAUGCCACAACAAUUACUUUGGCCUGUGUAAUUUAUUGGAGAGCUUCCCCCAUUUCAAUUGCAGCAAUUUGUAACCUUUGUGCUGGGGAUGGUUUAGCUGACAUAAUUGGAAGUUGGUUUGGUAGUGAUAAAAUUCCCUACAACAGAAACAAGUCUGUAGCUGGUAGUGUAGCAAUGGUGUCUGCCGGAUUUUUGGCAUCUGUAACCCCCCCCACUAUUACUCUUUGACCUCUGCAUAAUCUAUUGUUUUUGCUUGUGAUAAAUGAUACUUUGAGAGGUAUAUGCACUAUUUCUCCUUAUUCGGAUUUGUUCGGGGAAGUUGGGAAAUGGUUUUGGGUUUUUUGGUUGUCUCUCUUGCCUCAACAUUGGUGUAAUGGAUUGAGAUGAAAUAGAGAGGAUCCUACUCCCUGGGGUUUUCCCAUGUGUCAUUGGUUCUCUUCUUCAUUCUAGUAUAGAAAAAGAGGUCUUAAGUUCGAAUCUUGAUUUUACGAUUUCCUCUUAGUUAAAUAUUCCACGCGUUGGGUUUUACUUGUUGAGGGAGAAUGUUAAAGUAUAAAUUAAAUAAUUAAAUUUACCAUUUCCAAUAAGAUUAAACUUUUGGGAUAAGUAGUGAUUUAGUAUUCCCGUGUGCAGACGAG
Alnus glutinosa is the source of this 2158-nucleotide messenger RNA. RefSeq names its product probable phytol kinase 3, chloroplastic. Gene Ontology annotation, molecular function: ribonucleoprotein complex binding; kinase activity. The transcript is spliced from 4 exons. Gene Ontology annotation, cellular component: cytoplasm; nuclear body. The coding region runs from base 1386 to 1748 and encodes 120 amino acids. Gene Ontology annotation, biological process: alternative mRNA splicing, via spliceosome. The record is from RefSeq and is a predicted model, not a curated record. NCBI's taxonomy places the organism in Eukaryota, Viridiplantae, Streptophyta, Magnoliopsida, Fagales, Betulaceae.